GAGUUAUUCGUACCGUUACCAGCGUUUCGAACGGCGGUUUGCCGCGAGCACCGCACCGCCGUCACGGCCAAGUCGGUCGCGCGCGGCACGUCAAUUCGCAUCACGGCCAUUUAGCGGCGUGCACCCGGCGAUGCAUUGUAGAGGAGGCGUCGGCGUUGCACGGAAACGGGUUGUUGGCCGGCGAUAUACAUGACAUCCGGUUCCCCGACCAGGUCAUACGCAGCCGGCGAGGGCGAGGCAGAGGCGCGGCGGCGGGCACGCAGCCAAUUUCGACCGGGUGCGGGAGAUGGUGCAGCGGUUCAUGACGAUUGUGGCGUACGACGGGCGGCCGUCGCCGAUGGAUUCGGUUUUGCGGUUGCGGGCGAGGCGCGGUUGCGGGGCGAAUUUUUCAGGGCGAGCGACGGGGUGGCGCGGUGGCAGAUGGGCCGCGUACGAGAGUAUAGCGAGGCGAUCAAGUCGUUCCGGGCGCAGUUGUUGGUGUUGAUGCACGUGAGCGGCGGGCAGCCGGCACGUGGGACCGAGUUGGUGUUCGGUGCAGUACAAGAACGGGCCGGACGGGGACGUGCGCGGGUUGUUCGUCGAGGACGGGGCGGUGGUGUUCGUGACGAUGUACAACAAGACGAUGGGGAUGAGCGCCAAGGCCAAGGUGAUCCACCGGUAUUUGCCGCGCGAGGUGGGCGAGUUGGCGGUGUAUUACGUGUGGUUGGCGAUCCCGUUUUGGCGGUUAGUGGUGCAGGGGGCCAGCCAGAGAGGCGGAUGGGGGCAGCCCGUACAUAUGGGAGCCGCGGGCGGACGAGCCAUGGUCGUUUCCCAGAUCGGGGUCAGCAGCAGCGGGAGACGAGGAUGGGCGGGUAGGCGGCGAUAAGGGGGCGGGCGGCAAACGGAAGAGGGCAGUAGGGAGUAACAGAGCCAAAAAACGGAGGCGGACGCGGUCAGCGGCGCGGUUGCCGGACCAGCCACACACAGCAGGCAGGGGUAGGGUCGGGGGAGGGGGAGAGGGAGAGGGAGAGGGAGAGGGAGAGGGAGAU
Messenger RNA from Canariomyces notabilis, 1028 nucleotides. RefSeq lists its product as uncharacterized. Bases 190 to 855 code for a protein of 221 amino acids. The record is from RefSeq and is a predicted model, not a curated record. The transcript has a single exon. Lineage: Eukaryota; Fungi; Ascomycota; Sordariomycetes; Sordariales; Chaetomiaceae.